Molecule: messenger RNA, 2178 nt
Organism: Penicillium coprophilum
Lineage: Eukaryota; Fungi; Ascomycota; Eurotiomycetes; Eurotiales; Aspergillaceae
Product: bifunctional hydroxyethylthiazole kinase/thiamine-phosphate diphosphorylase
Exons: 9
Coding region: 1-2178 (725 amino acids)
Biological process (GO): thiamine biosynthetic process
Cellular component (GO): cytoplasm
Molecular function (GO): thiamine-phosphate diphosphorylase activity; ATP binding; magnesium ion binding
Source: RefSeq, a predicted model, not a curated record
AUGCCCGUAGAUCUAUCGCUCUAUCUGGUCACGGAUUCAACCCCGGCUAUUCUCAAGGGACGAGACCUGUGUACAGUGGUAGAAAGCGCCCUGCAAGGAGGCGUGACGGUGGUGCAAUACCGGGAUAAAACCAAUGACACCGGUGUCCUGGUGGAGACUGCCCGGAAACUACACCAGGUAACAAAGAAAUAUAAUGUACCUCUUCUGAUCAAUGACCGAGUUGAUGUGGCUCUUGCCAUUGGUGCUGAGGGCGUGCAUCUUGGUCAAGAUGAUAUGAACUUCGAGGAGGCAAAGAAGCUCCUUCCUAAGGAUGCCAUUAUUGGUAUCAGUACAUCCUCGGUUGAGGAGGCAAAGAAGGCUACCGCUGAUGGCGCCGACUAUAUCGGAAUUGGUACCAUGUUUGCCACGCCUACCAAAACCAACACAAAGUCAGUCAUCGGGACAGCAGGUACUCAAGUCAUCCUAGAUGCCAUUAAAGAUUCCGCCAUUGGCACUGUUUCCAUCGGCGGCAUCAACCACUCUAACGUACAGCGAGUGCUCUAUCAAUCUCAGUCACCACAUAAAGCACUGGAUGGAGUCGCCAUUGUCAGUGCUAUCGUUGCAGCUGAUGACCCCAAAGCAUCUGCCGAGCAAUUCGCCGCGCUCAUCAAGAAUCCUUCUCGGUUUGCGCUGGCUUCCAACCCGCCUCGUGCCAACGAGGCCGAGGCCUUAGUGAAUGAGGUGCCCCAGAUCAUCCGUAAGAUGGUAGAAGUGCAUCCUCUCGUACACAACAUGAUCAACUUCGUUGUGUCGAACUUCGUGGCCAACGUUGCCCUUUCCAUUGGCGCAUCUCCCAUCAUGUCUCCGUACGGCGAUGAAGCCACGGACUUGUGCAAGUUUGAUGGUGCCCUUCUGAUUAACAUGGGGACUUUGACUAGCGACAGUGUUUCCAACUACCUGAAGGCUAUCAAGGCAUACAAUGAGCGGGGCAACCCAGUGAUCUACGACCCAGUCGGUGCAGCUGCGACACACAUUCGCCGCAAUGCAGUAACUCAACUCAUGGCUGGUGGUUACUUUGAUCUCAUCAAGGGCAAUGAAGGUGAGAUUCGCCAAGUUUGGGGUAGCAAUGCUGUUCAGCAGCGCGGUGUCGACAGUGGACCGAGUACUCUUGACGGCAACCAAAAAGCCGCCUUGGCUCGGGACCUGGCUCGCAGGGAGCGAAACAUUGUGCUCUUAACCGGAGCCACAGACUACCUCAGCGAUGGCGAGCGGGUCAUCGCCGUCGAGAACGGCCACCCAUAUCUGGGCCAAGUGACCGGAACUGGAUGUGCCAUCGGCACCAUCUCCGGCUGCUUUUUGGCUGCCCACCGCUCCGACCGACUCCUCGCAGUGCUGUCUGGAAUUCUCAUGUACGAGAUCGCAGCGGAGAACGCAGCGGCCAAAGAGCAUGUUCGCGGCCCAGGAAGCUUUGUGCCGGCAUUUGUGGACGAGCUUUACGUCAUCCGCACAGCAGCGGCAAAUGGUGAUGACAGCUGGUUUGCUGGCCGGGCCAAGGUGCACGAGCACACUCAGUCCCCAAAAGGCAAAUAUAGCCCUACUACCAAGACUAACAUCCAUCCUAACCACAGCAUCUGCGACAUCCAAGACAAAUUCCGCGAUGGAAUCUACGAGUUCCCCAAGCUCGUCUCAACAACAGAAAAGUUACUUCGCGCUGCCUCAACCCUUCAAACUCCCGUGUUCAUAACAACCCAAAGCCGCGCCAAACUCGGCAACACCGUGCCAGAACUCCAACAACACCUCAACGGCACACACAUCCGAGCUGACGUAGACAAGACCCUCUUCUCAAUGAUAACCCCGGAGAUCGAGAAGUUGCUUCCAGCCCCAGGUUCAGCGCCUCUAGACGUGAUCAUUGCCGGGAUCGAAACGCACAUCUGCGUGAUGCAGACGACGCUGGAUCUCCUCGAGCGUGGUCACCGUGUUUACAUCCCCGUCGAUGCUGUCAGCAGUAUUAACCCCGAGGAGAGGGGAAUCGCGCUUGCUAGAUUGAGGGAUGCUGGAGCUGUCAUUACGAGUAGCGAGAGUGUGCUUUUUGAAAUUCUUGGCGAUGCUUCCCAUGAAGCAUUCCGGGCUGUUAGUGGGCUUAUUAAGGAGACCAAGGAGAGUACGAAGGGGGCUUUGGGGGUUUUUUCAAAGAUUUGA